Phodopus roborovskii (desert hamster) is the source of this 1394-nucleotide messenger RNA. RefSeq names its product 24-hydroxycholesterol 7-alpha-hydroxylase. Gene Ontology annotation, molecular function: steroid hydroxylase activity; heme binding; oxidoreductase activity, acting on paired donors, with incorporation or reduction of molecular oxygen. NCBI's taxonomy places the organism in Eukaryota, Metazoa, Chordata, Mammalia, Rodentia, Cricetidae. Gene Ontology annotation, biological process: cholesterol homeostasis; bile acid biosynthetic process. The record is from RefSeq and is a predicted model, not a curated record.
AUGAGCAUCAUGGAAUUAUUCUCACCAGUAGUAAUCGCCAUCCUGGAGCUUUUCUUAUUCUUUCGGUGGCAGAACUUGCGUGGACCCCCGUGCAUCCAGGGUUGGGUUCCCUGGAUCGGAGCGGGAUUUGAGUUUGGAAAAGCCCCUCUUGAAUUUAUAGAAAAAGCAAGACUCAAGUAUGGACCAAUAUUUACCAUCUUUGCUAUGGGAAACCGGAUGACCUUUGUUACUGAAGAAGAAGGCAUCGACGUGUUUCUAAAAUCUAAACAUGUAAAUUUUGAACUAGCUGUACAAAAUCCUAUCUAUCACACAGCAUGGAUUCCAAAGAAUGUCUUUUUAGCACUGCAUGAGAAACUGUAUGUCUUGAUGAAGGGAAAAAUGGAGACUUUGAACAUGCAUCAGUUUACUGGGCAGCUGACUGAGGAAUUUCGUGAGCAACUGGAAAAUUUAGGCGCCCAUGGGACAAUGGAUCUGAACAACUUUACCUUCAUGCAGGCCGUGCUGGAUAUUGUGGAGACGGAAACAGGUCAACACAGUCCUAAUUAUGUACUACUGUUGCUCUGAGCCUCUCUGGCCAAUUCAUGUCCAAUUGUGUUCUGGACACUUGCAUUUGUCCUGUCCCACUGUCAGGUCCCUGACAUCCACAAGACCAUUUUAGAAGGCAUAUCUUCUAUGUUUGGCACGGCAGGUAAAGAUAAGAUUAAAGUGUCUGAAGAUGACUUGAAGAAGCUGCCUCUAAUUAAGUGGUGUGUUCUGGAAGCCAUCCGCUUGAGAGCCCCUGGUGUCAUUACUAGAAAAGUAGUAAAGCCAGUUAAAAUUCUGUUAAGCUCUGGUUUUAGUCAUACGGUCCCUCCUGGUGAUCUGUUGAUGGUGUCUCCAUUCUGGCUACACAGAAAUCCAGAGCAUUUCCUUGAACUUGACUCAUUCAAACCUGAACGCUGGAAAGAGGCAAAUUUAGAUAAGAAUGUUUUCUUGGACUGCUUCAUGGCUUUUGGAGGCAUGAAGUUCCAGUGUCCUGGAAGGUGGUUUGCUCUGUUAGAGAUCCAAAUAUGUAUUAUUUUAGUGCUUUAUAAAUAUGAUUGCAGCCUUCUGGACCCAUUGCCAAAGCAGAGUUGUCUUCAUUUGGUGGGUAUCCCCCAGCCAGAAGGGAAAUGCCGAAUCGAAUAUAAGCAGAGAGCACGACAUCCAUUGGGGGCUCAAGACUGUCAGAAUCUUCUAGAAGAGUGAAGGUACCCAGCCACUGCCCUCCCAGCAUCUUGACCUGAAGAUGGCAUGUGUAUUUCAGAUCUGAAGACCUUGCAUCUGAUUUCACUGUUGGGAACCCAAAGAACCCAAUUCAAGGUUUAGAGAAAGGGUCCAAAUGAUUUUAUUUUUUAUUUAAAGAAUUUGUUUUU